AUGAGAUCCGUAUCAAUUAAAAUCUCGCAGCCCGCUGAGGCUGGAGUUACGCAGACGCAGAAGUGGUCUGGCUUGGAGCGCACAAGUGGGGGGAGUGGCGUCGCGCUGAUGCCUCUAUGCAAGAAACAGUGCCGAGUGUCGAGUGUCGAGUGGCGAGUGGCGAGUGGCGAGUGUCGAGUGGCGAGUGGCGAGGCGACUAACGGCACAGACCGGUCCCCGCAGCCUCCUCCCGACGCCGCGGAC
Messenger RNA from Iphiclides podalirius (scarce swallowtail), 243 nucleotides. NCBI's taxonomy places the organism in Eukaryota, Metazoa, Arthropoda, Insecta, Lepidoptera, Papilionidae. The record is from the annotation of a GenBank genome assembly.